This is a messenger RNA of Ciona intestinalis (vase tunicate), 3118 nucleotides long. RefSeq lists its product as uncharacterized. The record is from RefSeq and is a predicted model, not a curated record. NCBI's taxonomy places the organism in Eukaryota, Metazoa, Chordata, Ascidiacea, Phlebobranchia, Cionidae.
AUGGAUUGGCAGGCAACGAAAACAAUCAAAAACUCGAUGUUCGAACACCCUGUCCGGAAUUGUGACGAAAUAAUGGAACAGGGAGAAAAUUCGAAUCGCGUUGACAGCUGCUCCCACAAUGAAGAAAGCAUUGUGACGUCACGAUUUGUUCAAAGCAAAUUAGAACAACGUCGACGAGACAUCGAUUCGUUGGCAACGCCUGGUUGUGACGUUGCUUUACCUAACUCGGGAGACAUGAAGUUACGUGUGGACGGCGGAGGAGUCGCUAAGAUGAUCCAGAAGUUUAAGUUCAAGAAGAAUAGAGGAAAUGACGUGAAGAUGACGUCAAAAAGAAAUAUCGAAGAAGCUCGAACGUCUUGGAAAGAAUCAGCGCUCGCGGCUGUGGAUAAUUUAAGGGGAAAACUUGCGCUUUUCCGCCGGACAAGGAGCCUAGAUUCCCCGCAGGAACAGGAAAGUUUUCCCGACCAAACUGCCCAUGGAUUAGCUGUUGAAAGAACACGGUCUGCGCCCGAUAAAGGAUCAAAUUAUGAAAGUUCGCAGAAAGAAAAAUCCCCUAUUUCGCUACCAGCGGUUCAAUUGCCAGACUUAAACGAAACUAACGGAAUACCGUUUACGAAUUCUGAUCUGUCUGAUAUGCAAUCAUGUUCGUCUUUUCAUUGCUUGCCGUCAACGUCGGCUUUUUGUGUUUCUGGGAGCAAAAAUGAAAACGUAGGAACAAUUCGGUCUACUGAGUCUAAAACUGUUUGUGGUAGAGACGAUAGAGUUGUGUACCAGCAGCCCAACACUGGGGCUGUGGGUCUUGCAAACAACUGUGGAAAUUCAAGUUUUAGCCUUGAAGAAAAUGAAGUUACUCGGAAAGAAGAUGAUUGUGAAUUGGACACAGCCGACCGUGUAAGGGUAACAGUGAAGCACACGAACACUCCUGUGAGAAGCCAAGACGAUGAAGUUUGUGUUUCUGAUGGUAAAAGUGAAAUGCUGUGGAAUUUACGACAAGCCCUUGAAGGGGAGGUUAAAACGCACUUGGAACGGCAGCGGUAUCUUUCUACCACUGAUGACGGACCGGACGUUUCGCCCCGCAGCACCGCUAGCGGUGGAACUUUUUUCCUGCGCCAAAAAUCGAUCGGGUUUUCGGAAGACGAAUCUGCUGGUAGUUCUGACGUCAUACUUGACCGGAGUUGUAACUAUACCAACAACGAAGUUGCGAUUGGUUGCCACAGUAAGCUUGGAAGAUCACGUGCCGACUUCUUGAACGCAUACGAAGUAAAAGAAAUCGGAAACAACCAGGAACAAGAAGAAGACGAAACGACAACCGUGGAUUCGACAACCCAACUACAGUUUCAUAAACUCGAUAUCGGUUCAAAAUGUCGUCAGGAUUGGUGCCCCGAUAAUGAUGACGUCAUCAAUCGUGACGUAGAUAAUGAUGACGUCACAGACUCUAGAUUACUUCGGGAAACGGAGCAAAGAGAGGAAGUUUCAUCACGAAAUUUGUCCUUACCGCUAAUGCAACAUUUCCCGGCCGGAAAUGACGUAGCUGACAGGGAUUCCCCUGUGACGCACCACUGGUCACGUCAUAACUCGACCGAGAGCCCAGGACGUCAUCAAAUCGUGCGAUUUUUUGCAGAAGACGACGAUUGCAACAGCGCGGAAAAUAACGACGUUAAGCCCGUGACGUCAUCAUCCGGUACGAACCUACGUAGUACCUUAAGUACGUCAUCAGAUGACAUACUGAUGAGUGAAGAUACGUCAGCGAGUACUUCUAGCUCGGCGAGGAACGAAAGUGAAACAUCAGAGAAAAAAGUUCAAACUAAAGCGUUGUCUCCAACAAAACAAUAUCAAAAAGCGCAAUCGCCGCUGUCGCUAGGUGUCGCACCCACUCACCACUACAAACGUCGACAACGACCUCAAAUAACUCGUCCAAGAUCAACCGCAUCAUCGGGAACUCCCUCCCCAUCUUCUCCUACCGUCGGUUUCGCCGCUAGACGUCUCCCGCACGCAGGAUGUAGCACCGACUCCAACGACAGCCUUGACUCGCAGUCCAGCGGAGCCAGGCAAUACUCCGGGAGGAAGAGUUUGUCUAGAAUCUUCCGAAGAAGUUCUUCUCAGAGAUCCGAAUGUCCUCCCACGUUCUGCGGAUACACAAUGGGAAGAGAUCGAUGUGUUGACGAAACAACGGAUCGAAUUUUCAAAGAAUUUCUUUUCCAAGACAAGCCAGGCCCCCCUACGGGCCCCCUAGCCCCAAACGAACUCCUUCCACCCCCCUCACACAUGUUACCCCCAAGACCCAUAGCGCGCGACGCUGUGACUCAACUGCGCCGCCAAGUGAUGAGAAAACAAUACAGCGAUUCAAUCGCGAUGUUCUAUGGUCAACGAAUGAGAAGAAUGAAAGUUUCGAAACAGCAGACGAGUGGAAGUUUGGAUUGCACAGCUAACAGAGGAAUCCUCAGGAGACAAGAUAAAGUUGAGGAGGAAUUUGAUCCGGAGGAGAUAAGCGAACAGAUGGCGGGGUCUUCUUCUGGGAGGAGGGACAGCGACAAACCGGAGUAUAUUCCCCCUACUAUUCACGAAUUAAAAGAGUGGCGACGAUCGAGCAAAGACAGAAAGCCAGUGUUACGUCACACAAACUCUCUUCCGUCGGAUACAUCGAGUCCGGAUGUUAAAAACAAUGAUCUACGAACACCUACGCGACGCGUUUCCUUUGUUCACGAAUGAUAUCAUUGUUACGUCAUAUAGUAGGUUGGGGCAAGAUCGGGCACGAUUCUCUUUUAUCGUCACAUUUGGUAGUAAACAAAGAUUACUUUCACAAAUGUAUAUUUAUAUUGAGAAGGCUCUAAAACACCGCUGUUAACUUAAAAAAACGAUUAUGAAAUAUGGGAUUUAUGCGCUAACGGUAUCCCAUCUUGCCCCACAGUUCUAUAAAUAUAGAAUUGUAUUUUUGCAGUUUCGGUUGUAAUGUUUCAGUUCUAGUAUUACUUCAUAUUCAUAAACUAGGAAAUUAUGCCCAAUUCGAAUAUCAUUUGUAAAUACGCGUAAAAUAAUCUUGUCAACUUUGACAAAAAAUAUUCCAGUUCACCUUUUAGCCUUAUUGCUAUUAUGACGCAACAAGGAAACGGCCAAAAUA